Messenger RNA from Sesamum indicum (sesame), 3066 nucleotides. NCBI's taxonomy places the organism in Eukaryota, Viridiplantae, Streptophyta, Magnoliopsida, Lamiales, Pedaliaceae. The record is from RefSeq and is a predicted model, not a curated record.
AUGUUUAGACGGCUCAAGAAGAAGUUUGAUAUUGAGUUUGAUCAAAAUGAUGGGUUGAUCGAGAGCAAAGAUGAAGCUGUUGGCAGCCAUGACUGUGAACUGAAGGAAAACGAAAAUGUAAUUGAGUCAAGUUGUCAACAACGAAGCUGUGAAGGUGAUUUGGAAUCGAAGAAGGUGGAUGAUAUAGGUGGAUUGAUGGGGUCUUCAGCUGAGGUUGCAAAUUUGAAGACUGCGAUUGAAGUCGUGAUGACAAAUCAAGGACUUGAUAUAUCUAAUAAGAAGGAUAUACCGACAGAUCAUGAUGAAGCAAUGAUUGAUGCUGAUUUUAACAUUGUACAUGACACACUUCCCAUGGAUACUCCGUCCAAGUCCAAGAAGAGGACUUUGGAGCAAAAAAAGAUAUCUACAAGUAAAAUAAAUAAAUCACAAGUAAAAGUGGAAGGUAGUUCUGGUACAAGCAUAUGCAAUAUGGUUCAGAAUGAAGGAAAGGUAAUUGUUUAUGAGCCAAAUGAGGAAAAGGUGGUCGGGUACAAGCAGGAUGAUGUAAUUGAAAAUCAAUGUGAAGCACAGUCUUUACCGAAUGGGUUGAUUAUUGAAGAAUUGGCUAAGAGAGAUCCUAAAGGAAAAUUAGCUCUACGUGGGAGAAAGGUCAGAAUUCAUUUCACUGCGAUGUUGAAGGAAAGUGGAGUAGUAUUUGAAAGUAGCGCUGGCAAAAAUCCUUGCAAAUUUCGCCUAGGUGAUGAAGAAGUAAUGGAUGGUUUUAAUAUGGGCAUUGAUGGUAUGAAUGCAGAAUCUUGUUUUGGAGAAGUAGGAUUUGGCACAAGUGUACCUCCAAACUCAUGGCUGGUGUAUGAGGUUGAGCAAUUGCACAAGAUAUUCAAGCUUUGUGGUUCUCCCUCUGUGGAUUAUUGGAGAAAGUCAAAAUUACCUCAUUCACCAGUGUUUAAGCCUAUUCAGCCCUAUAGACGGCGAAUUGCUGAAACCUUUAAGUAUCUUCCUGAUGCUGCUGUGGGCCUCAUGGAGACCUUACUCUCUAUUGACCCUUCUGAUCGGGGGACUGCAUGUAAUGCUCUCAAUAGUGAGCGGCAGGCGGACGGGAGUUGGGAGAGGGUUGCGGUGGCGGGUGGGCUGGGGAAGGAUUCUGGAGGAGUUGAGGUGAAGCCUGGGCAACGUGUCCUUUCUAACUCAGAUGGUAAAAGACUUCGAAUUACUCAGGCGUCUUUGGGGAUUGGCAAUGCGACGGAAAAGACCAUUGUCCAAUGUAGUGUUGGGAGGAAGAGGAGACCAAUUAUCCUAUGUGCUUUGGUACCAUGUAAAGUUGAGUCAUGCCGUUUGGAGUUGGAGUUCGACGAGGUACACGACUUGAUCUUCUCAGUGAUCGGCCAGCAAAGUAUUCAUUUGACGGGUUAUUUUGUCCGUGACGAUAAACCUAAUUUUCCUGACAGUGAUUCCUGCAAGAAGAAGUUUGAUGUUGAGUUUGAUCAAAAUGAUGGGUUGAUCGAGAGCAAAGAUGAAGCUGUUGGCAACCAUGACUGUGAACUGAAGGAAAACGAAGAUGUAAUUGAGGCCAGUUGUCAACAACGAAGGCUUGUGUUAAGUGAUAAAGAUCAAUCUCAAGAGGAGAUGAUGGUGAUUAUUGAUAGUCUAAAAAAUAGAGGUGUUGUUGGAGAUGAUGGCACACACUCAGCUCAGAACGUGUGUGAUCACAUUCAACCGAAUGACUCAACAAAUAUCUGUGAAAGUGAUCUAGAAUCGAAGAAGGUGGAUGAUAUAGGUGGAUUGAUGGGGUCUUCAGCUGAGGUUGCAAAUUUGAAGACAGCGAUUGAAGUCGUGAUGAUAAAUCAAGGACUUGAUAUAUCUAAUAAGAAGGAUAUACUGACAGAUCAUGAUGAAGCAAUGAUUGAUGCUGAUUUUAACAUUGUACAUGACACACUUCCCUUGGAUACUCAGUCCAAGUCCAAGAAGAGGACUUUGGAGAAAAAAAAAAUAUCUAAAAGUAAAAUAAAUAAAUCACAAGUAAAAGUGGAAGGUAGUUCUCGUACAAGCAUAUGCAAUAUGGUUCGGAAUGAAGGGAAGGUAAUUGUGUAUGAGCCAAAUGAGGAAAAGGUGGUCGGGUACAAGCAGGAUGAUGUAAUUGAAAAGCGAUGUGAAGCACAGUCUUUACCGAAUGGGUUGAUUAUUGAAGAAUUGGCUAAGAGAGAUCCUAAAGGAAAAUUAGCUCUACGUGGGAGAAAGGUCAGAAUUCAUUUCACUGCGAUGUUGAAGGAAAGUGGAGUAGUAUUUGAAAGUAGCGCUGGCAAAAAUCCUUGCAAAUUUCGCCUAGGUGAUGAAGAAGUAAUGGAUGGUUUUAAUAUGGGCAUUGAUGGUAUGAAUGCAGAAUCUUCGUAUCUCUACACAACAAGUGCAGAUAUCAAUCUAGCGGGUGUUGUACCGUUAUAUGAUUGGUUUUGGUUCUUCUGUGAUAGCAUUUUAUUAUUGCAGAUUGGCCAAGGAACUUACAGUAGCGUGUACAAGGGUCGUGAUCUGCUGCAUAAUAAAGUUGUUGCUCUAAAAAGAGUACGCUUUGAUAAUAUGGAUCCUGAAAGUGUCAAAUUUAUGGCAAGGGAGAUUCUGAUUUUGCGAAAGCUUGAUCACCCAAAUAUAAUUAAACUGGAAGGCUUGGUUACUUCAAGAACAUCUUCUAGUUUAUAUCUCGUCUUUGAAUAUAUGGAGCAUGAUCUCACUGGACUUGCAUCACUUCCAGGCGUUAAGUUUACAGAACCACAGGUGAAGUGUUAUAUGCAGCAGCUGCUGAGUGGACUUGAUUAUUGUCAUAGUCAUGGUGUCCUGCACGUUGAGCAAUUGCACAAGAUAUUCAAGCUUUGUGGUUCUCCCUCUGAGGAUUAUUGGAGAAAGUCAAAAUUACCUCAUUCACCAGUGUUUAAGCCUAUUCAGCCCUAUAGACGGCGAAUUGCUGAAACCUUUAAGUAUCUUCCUGAUGCUGCUGUGGGCCUCAUGGAGACCUUACUCUCUAUUGACCCUUCUGAUCGGGGGACUGCAUGUAAUGCUCUCAAUAGUGAGCUAUAA